This is a messenger RNA of Dentiscutata erythropus, 132 nucleotides long. Lineage: Eukaryota; Fungi; Glomeromycota; Glomeromycetes; Diversisporales; Gigasporaceae. The record is from the annotation of a GenBank genome assembly.
AAAUUUGUUGUUCAAUUGGUUGGCGUUGAGACUUUGAUGAUACAAUUGAAUUGGGUAGUUGGCAUUGAAACUUCGAUAGUGCAGUUGAAUCAGAUGAUUGGUGCUGAGGCUUCGAUGGUGCAGUUGAAUUAG